UCUGCUGACCGUGAAGGGCGACCCCGCCAGAGCCGCAGCCUGGGCACCAACACCGUCCGCCUGGUCCAGGCCAGUUCCCACGGGGGUCAGCCCUGGGCAGGUCGCUGGUACGUGCAGCCCCUCACCUAUCGCCUGGAGGGCCAGCAUGAGGCCGAGCACCUCCUUCGAGCCACCGUGGUCUACCUGCCCAGCCUGCCUCUGGCCCACAGUCGCCUCCUCUGCGCCUUGGAGCUGGCAGCCACUGGCAAGGCACCCAGGGUACUGCUCAGCCCUGCCGCCCGCUCCCGCCAUGGCUGGGCCGAAGCAGAUGUCACCCCUUACUUGGUGCUGAGGAAUGGCAGCAUGGGGAGCCUGGUCCUGAGGCAUGUCUGUGUGCAUGCCGGCCGGGCAGGGGGCCCCAAUGCGCCAGUGGCCCCCAGCCACCCCUUCCUCCUCCUCUACCUCAACGACACCCAGGCUGGGCUAGCACCUCCAGCAGCAGAGCCCCGCCGGCACAGGCGUGACACAGGGACACUGGCCCACGACCUGCCUGGCUACUUGAGAGAGCAGGGAGGGGAGAAGAGUGACUGUUCCCUGCGCCCCUUCCCCGUCAGCUUCGCCGAGCUGGGCUGGGACCACUGGAUCAUCGCUCCCCACCGCUACAACCCACGCUACUGCAAGGGUGCCUGUCCCCGCCUGCUCCGCUAUGACUACCAUGCGCCCAACCACGCUGUGGUGCAGAGUUUCGUCCAUCAGCUGGUGGAUGCCAAUGUGCCCCGGCCCUCCUGUGUCCCCUACCGCUACAGCCCCAUCAGCGUUCUCAUGAUCGAGCGUGACGGUGGCAUCCUCUACAAGGAGUAUGAGAACAUGAUUGCGGAGUCCUGCACCUGCCGGUAA
This is a messenger RNA of Balearica regulorum gibbericeps (East African grey crowned-crane), 876 nucleotides long. RefSeq names its product bone morphogenetic protein 15 (gene BMP15). The record is from RefSeq and is a predicted model, not a curated record. Gene Ontology annotation, cellular component: extracellular region. Gene Ontology annotation, molecular function: growth factor activity; cytokine activity. Lineage: Eukaryota; Metazoa; Chordata; Aves; Gruiformes; Gruidae.